AUGAAGUCUUGCUUUGUGAGAAUUAAGGGCCUCUGCAUCAUGAGAUGCAAGAUUGCAGCGAUUGCAGAUCUUUUGUUCAUCAUUCAGAUCCUUAAUAUCAGCAUGGCCGUCUUCCAAGUCUCUCAGGUUUCCGAAUAUGCUGAAUUAGAGGUUGACUGGGUUGACUGGGAUCAGACCGAGAGGGAUCAGCAGGUGGUCUACCGUCAUGGUAUCCCAGCUCUCAAUGCUCUUGAGUUCGACAGCUUGCUUGGGGGUAUCUUGUCGCGCCAGGGCAUCUUCCUUCGCGAACAACAACUCGUCGAUGAUGUUGCGCUUUGGCGACUUGUGGCUUAUUUACUACCUGGGACCACAUGGACGAUUUGA
Messenger RNA from Histoplasma capsulatum G186AR, 363 nucleotides. RefSeq lists its product as uncharacterized. The transcript has 4 exons. NCBI's taxonomy places the organism in Eukaryota, Fungi, Ascomycota, Eurotiomycetes, Onygenales, Ajellomycetaceae. The record is from RefSeq and is a predicted model, not a curated record. Bases 1 to 363 code for a protein of 120 amino acids.